Penaeus vannamei (Pacific white shrimp) is the source of this 1769-nucleotide messenger RNA. RefSeq names its product UDP-glycosyltransferase UGT5. Gene Ontology annotation, molecular function: UDP-glycosyltransferase activity. The record is from RefSeq and is a predicted model, not a curated record. Lineage: Eukaryota; Metazoa; Arthropoda; Malacostraca; Decapoda; Penaeidae.
UGCAAGGCUUCACCACAAGCAGUUGUGAGUUGGCUUCGUUGACGGGUGCAGACGCAUUUCAGCGCUGAAAGGAUGAAGGCGGCGGUGCUGGCCCUGGCGCUGGCGCUGAUGGGCGUGGCGUGGGCGGAGUUGGCUCCACCCGAGAGAUCCUACAAGAUCCUGAUGCUGUUGCCAAUAUCCUCGAAGAGCCACAGGAAUGUCUUCUUGCCGGUCGCCGAGGCUUUAGCCGAUCGAGGCCACAAGAUUGUGAUGCUGGUCAACCACCCACCGGCGUUAAAGCACCCGAACGUCUUGGAGAUCAACCAUGGACUGCCCGACUUCAGGGAAGAAAACCUGAACAUGUUCGAGACACGCGGGAACCCAGCGGCUGCGUUCGGAGUGUUCCAGAAGGCUCUUCCCGCCAUCGCCAGCAAGCUGUACAAGGUUCCGAAGGUCAAAGAACUCUACGACAAAAGAAAGGAGUUUGAUCUCAUUGUUAUCAACCAUAUGUUUAAUGAGGUUGCGUACCCGUUCGCCCACGAGAUGCCCUUCAUCACCAUAGCAACGCCAGGUAUGGACUACCGCCAGAGCGCUGUCCUCGGCAACGUCUUGAAUCCUUCUUACGCUGCUAACAUCAUGCAGUCUUUCCCAGCACCUAUGAGCAUGCUACACCGCUUCAUAAAUACGAUACAACACAUCAUGUUUGCCGUAAACUGGCGACAUUGGAGCAUUGUUCCGCCUGUACAGAAGGAGAUCUCGGCCCAGUUCCCGGACCUCCCGUUACUGCUGGACAUUGAGCGCAACCAGAGCCUUACCUUGAUGAACUCCCACUUCACAAUGAACGAUGUUCUGCCUUUGCUGCCGUCCCAGGUGGAAGUGGGUGCCAUGCACUGCCGUCCUGGCAAGCCCCUGCCUGAGGAUUUAGAGUUGUGGAUCAGCGGCGCAGGAUCAGAGGGCGUCGUGUACUUCAGUCUCGGCUCCGUGGCUCAGGGUCAGUCGAUGCCCACGAAGUACCGAGAUAUGUUCGUGGAGGCCUUCAAGCAGCUCAAACAGCGAGUCAUCUGGAAGUACGAGGUGGCGCUGGAGGGCGUCUCUGACAACGUGCUGAUGCGGAAGUGGCUGCCGCAGCAGGAUAUUCUCGCUCAUCCAAACGUCCGGGUCUUCAUCACCCAUGGAGGACUCCUCAGCACUCAGGAGUCCUUCUACCACUCCACGCCAGUCCUCGCAAUCCCCAUCUUUGGGGAUCAGCCCAAGAAUGGCAUGAACAUACAGAACAACGGCCUCGGGCUGAUGCUUGUGUGGGAGGAGUUGACGGUCGAGCUCAUCGUCAACAGUCUCCAGGAAAUUAUCUCGAAUCCCAAGUACAAAGCCAGGGCCGCAGAGGUGCGGGCUCCCCUCCGCGACCAGCUCGAGAGCCCGAAGGAUCGCGCGGUGUUCUGGACCGAGUACGUGAUCCGGCACAAGGGCGCCCCCCGGCUGCGGUCUCCGGCGGCGACGCUGUCGUGGGUCGAGUUCCUCAUGCUGGACGUGCUGCUGGCGCUGCACGUGGCCGUGGUCGUGGCGGUGUACGUGCUCCGCCGCCUCGUGGGAGCCGUCUGCUCGCGGGUCUUCGGGUCCGGGAGCACAGGCAAAAGGAAGAGGGAGUGAGUUUCCUCGUUGAUGCUUUCAUUCUCUACAUUUAUCGAGAUUUCAUAAUUUUAAUUGUUGUAUUUUUUUCCGUUUUGUUUACAAGAUGUACGUUUUCCUUGUGUAAAUAUUUCUAUGACAAUAAAAUGUACUUUGUAAAACGA